Molecule: messenger RNA, 2301 nt
Organism: Fusarium keratoplasticum
Lineage: Eukaryota; Fungi; Ascomycota; Sordariomycetes; Hypocreales; Nectriaceae
Product: Protein PNS1
Exons: 2
Coding region: 1-2301 (766 amino acids)
Biological process (GO): transmembrane transport
Cellular component (GO): plasma membrane
Molecular function (GO): transmembrane transporter activity
Source: RefSeq, a predicted model, not a curated record
AUGUUUUCUGAGUAUGCAUCGAGGUUCCUGGCCCAGUCCCAGUCGAGGAUAUCCAACUUCGGACAGGCCGACAACGAUACCCCUCCCAGACAGUCCGACUGGACAUCGCGUCCCUCACGAAACCAGCGCGAUACAGGCCGAGGGAACCCCAGCAGGUCUUUCUUGGGUCGGGGCUAUGGGGGAAACCCGUAUCAACAGACGGGCGGCGGCUCGCGAUUCAGUCAGCUAGCCUUUGGGUCACGAAUCUCGGCAGCUCAAGAUGCCCCGCUAUUUCACAGCACUUUGGACGAAUUCCGGGAAGAGGACGAUGAGGAAGAGAGGGAUAGAGAGGCGGCUGAUAUGUUUGCCCUCCAGAGGUCAAGACGGGUCGCAGCUGCGAGCAAACUGGCCGAUAGCGUCGAGUCAGAUGCUCACAGCCGUGCGUCACUAGAGGAUAGCAUGAACCACGAGGACCAUCCGUAUCGGGACAUGGGUAUGCGACGCGGCAUCCGAAGCAGCUGGAACGGGACGAGGAGUGCGCAUCGCCCCGGCCUGGCACGGGAUGCACUGUUGGAAGAGAAUGAGGAUGAACCUCGUUCAAGUACCGACGCAGACAGCGACCGCGGAACCGAUGCGAAGGGCAAGAUGGUGGACGUCGGUCUUGAGUCGCAGGAUGAUCCAGAUGAGGAUCCCCCAGCUUCGCUUUUGGGGGCUGAGACUCCACGAGAGAGCAGUCCUCCAGCUUUCCAACGAUUUAAGGGCAGCGACACGGAGCGGACACCAUUCAUGGCACGCCGAGGAUCGACAACCGAAACAGACAUGAGCAACAUGCGGCAGGAUGAACCUCCAGAAGCGGAGCACGUACAGACGACGAUGCAGUACUUUGAGGGCGAGAUAUUCCGACACGAUCCUUUCUUCGCCUGGAUCUUUCUUAUCAGCAUGGCAGCGAUGUUAUCGACUUUCUUUCUGGUAUGGCUACACACGGCACCGCGGAAAAUUCCCGUUGGAGACACCAUCUACACGACUUUGCAAAAGUCAUUUCACAUGCUCGCGGUGGAUACUGUAGUAGCCGUCCUUAUUUCAUUUGUAUGGCUUGCGACUUUACGGUCUUUUGUGAGGGCGCUUGUCAGCGCCAUCUUGGUCGCGGUGCCAGCCAUUCUAUUUUCCUUCUCCAUCUACUCGUUCGUCUCAUCAUUCAAGGGCCGGACGCAUGGAGCGAGCUUCCAGGAUUCCGUCAUGAGAUGGGCUUCUGUGGUGCCUGCGGCCGCGUGCAUCCUAUGGAUCUUUCUUGUGGUGCGAGGGCGACGGGCCAUCCAGCAAGCGAUCGAGAUUCUGCAGUUCUCUAGCAGAAUUCUAGCGCAGAACUCGGCGCUGCUGCUCGUUGGAUUCGGAUGUCUGGCGCUGAUUGUCAUCUGGACGUGGGCGUGGCUCGUCAUGUUCACCAGAGUCUUCAUGGGCGGUUACUUCUCCAAGUCACUGGUGAAGUUUGUGAUCCGCCUCUCUAGCUGGUGGCUCGGAGCCGCCUUUAUCUUCUUGUACAUGUGGACCGUGUCGGUCAUCAACGCUGUCCACCGUGCAACCACGGCGGCGACUGUGUCUCAAUGGUACUUUCACAGGAACGCGGGGCCUCCCACGCCUUCGCGGGAGAUUGUCUCGGCUGCGCUCAAUCAUGCGCUCACGACGAUAUUUGGCAGCAUCUGCGAGUCGACUCUACUGUCGCUGCUAAUCCGAGCGCCGUUGAUCUUCCUCCCUAGAAGACUGGGGGCAGUGGUGGCCAACAUAGCUUCGUUCUGGAUCCCGACGCCUGUUGUUGCGCUCAUGAAUCCUCUAACUAUAACUCAUGCGGCCAUUCACUCGCAAAACUUGGCUACUUCAGCUAGAGGACUAGACCAGAUGGAGCUUGUAUCUCCAGCGAUUCCGACGACGACAUUGACGCCGCGAGUUCUACGUCACCGGGCACAGCCUAACGGUCUCCUUCCGUAUCGACUCGCCAAGCUGCUGCUGGUAGCGACACGCCUUAUUAUGGCGACGGGUCUUGGUUUUGCGGGAUGGGUCAUCACUGCCAAGCAGCUUCGAAUCCAGAUGCCAAACGGAGUGGGGAUUCGCGGGUCCGCCUACGCCUAUGUCGUGGGUCUGAUGGCUAGUUUCAUCGGUUACUCUGUCAUGGGCGCGAUGGAAGGCAUCCUGAGCGGCAUCGUGGACGCGGUGCUGAUCUGCUACGGCAGCGAGAGGCGGAUGGACAGAGGCCACGGACGGUUCUGCCUCGAAGCGGCAUACCUGUUUGGAGAACGCCGAGGAGGGGAAGAGCGGGAGUAUGCUUAG